AUGCAGGUCCCCAGAGUCUCCCAUCGCAUGGGUAACACGAAUGCAAAGCCUUACAAUAAGAUGCCUGGAAAACUUAACUUCAAGAACAUGGCCCAAAAACUGAUGAUGAAGUGCCAGAACAUGGGAUACCAGAUGCCUCAGAUGUUUCAGCAGAGCCCUGUUUUCAAUUACAGGCAACUCGAUUUGCCUGUGGAGGAAAAGAGCGAGGACUCGUCCAGUUCCAACGUUUUCACGUUUCUUGAUGCUCUGAAAUUAGCCACAGAAGACGCAAGCAAAGCCCAAAACGGCCGGGUCAACAUGGCUGACUCAGAUGAAACGCCAAACAAGAUGUGGAAUUGUACCAGACUUCAACAAAUGAUCAGACUGAUGAGGAACUCCUCUGAAGCAUCUGCAUGUUACAUGCAAGCCGUUGUGGCUCCCAUGUCCUGGACGACUCUGACCACGCCAGGUGAAAACAACAUGGACCCAGGCGAGUACGACGCAAUGGUGUGGGCGGCCAAACCUGCACUGCAAGAUAUGCCUCCUUCAAGACUGAACCUUCCUCGUGAAGUAAAGGCUCAAUACAUGGAGAAGAUCAUGAACAUGAUGCGGGACAUGCACGAUUCCAUGUCUGACCAUCAAAGAGGUUCUGUGGUAAAAUGGGUAAAAGAGCAGAUCACUCAGAAUUACUUCAACUGCACCAUGAUGCCACCAUCUGUCUCAGGAGGGGAGUCAAAAUCAGAAUCUAUGGAACGCUGCAAUAGUUCACUGAAGUGGCUGAACUUGAAAGCGAUGAAAACCUUUGGGCCUUACCUCUCCCGCCUAACUCUGCACGAUGUGGACUCCUCUCCCAGAGAGAUGCUGUGUGAAUUUUUCAAGUCGGACCGAUUCACAUCCACCUUGACCAGAAUGAGCAAGAUGAAACCCAGCCUGAGUAGGAAGUUUCUGGAAAGGAUUCAGGAGUGCUACGGUGGAAGUAUGGAGUUGGCGAACCAUACAGACAAGCUCGGCACACUGGCUUGCUACUACGAUGCUCCAGACCUGACUCCUGACCUCAGCAAGAAACUCCUCUCUCAGCUGGACAACUGCAACAACCCUACAAGCAGAAAGCUGAGGAAGCGCCUUGUCCAGACUGUGAUGUCAGAUUCCAACUCUGUUCAGUCAGUACAUGAGCUGGGCAGUAGCGUUACCUUGUUGUCUCCCAAACAACUGUCCAAACUCCCGGACAGCGAUCGCGAAGCCAUCCUCAAAACUAUGGGACCCAAUGUCCGAUGGUCAAAAAGCCAGCUGAUGGCUCUGCUCAAAGCAAAACAGGACGGCAACAAGUGUAAAGAGGUUACACUUGAGGAGCUGAUGACCCUCCAGGCAGUUGUAGAAGGUUUGCCGAGGUGCAUGCUCAAGCGAAUCAGAGGCCGGGAGAUGCUGGAUGAUCCAGAUGCUCUGAGGAACAUCACAAAGAGGAUGAGUAGGGGGCAGCUGAAGGCCAUGCUGAUGGGGCUGCGUAAAGAUGUGAAUUCCUCGGAGCUGUUGUCGAAGUUGUCCGACCCUUUGCUUCGCGUUCUGUCUCUAAACGUCCUGAGGAAAACAAACAGCACUUUUUUGGACCAAGUGGAGAAAAGAAACUGGAGUCAGUCACAGGCAGCAUACCUGGCAAACAAGAUGCAUGACAAAAAUCGGUUAAACUAUUGGAGCCUGCGUUCAGUCCUCCAGGGUGUGACCUGUAAGAUGAUUGGAUCAGUUGCGGACAAAGACUCACUAGACAUGGCUCAGGCCAUAACUGAGAAUCCACAGUGGCUCUCCAAAGUGCAGGCGAUGUGUGCGUCCCGAAAGCUUUUCGCGACUUUGAAGAAAGUGAGAGCUGACUAUUUCCCAACCAUCACAGAGGAGGAGCUAAAUGACAUUCCUACGCUCCUGCUUCUUCACCUGCCGCCUGCCAAAGUGAAGGACUUGCCUGACUCGGUGUGUCCUGUCUUCCUCGACAAGAUGGAGGUGGCCAACAUGAGCUCGUUACCUCGGCUCUCCUCGUCUCGCCCUGCUCUCCUGAAGAGGGCGCUGCGCUGCCUGUCCAAAGAUUUGUCCGAACUGACCACUGACGAUGUGUCCAGGCUGGGCGAGCUGGUGUGUCAGCUGUCUGCUUCCCAACUGCGCCUCAUGAACCCCGAUGUCACGCGCUCCAGCCUGCAGGAGAUGGCCUCCUGCCUGCAUAUUCCUCAACGCCACAGAACGGAUCUAGUACAGCUGCUCAUCCAGACUUAUAAGGAUCCAUCUGAUUGGUCCGCAGAGACUAUGGAAGCACUGGGCCCUCUCCUUUUUUUGGACGACAAUGCCACAUCUGCUCUGCCCAAUAAGCCCUGGAUGAAGGACGUUCUCUAUUUUCUGAAGUCACGUCUCCCCUCCGUCUCAGGCGCUCUGAAAAAGAAAUUAUUUGAUCUCACCAUCACCCCACCAUCAAAUUCAGAACGUAGAAAGAGGGCAGGUGAGGAAGAGACAUCUUCUCCCAUGAACGGUACAGAAACACCUACUAUUCUGUUGGUGGAGGCGUUGGAAAUGGGCAAUGUCUUUUGGACGCCUGCAGAGAUGGACAAGUUGACAGAGGAAACCUUCGUCACUAAAGUAGAAACACUCGGUCGCGUACCUGACUACAGUGCAGAGCAACUGAGCAUUCUCAGAAAAAAAGCAACUGAGUUCUUUGGCCCGGUGUCACAGAUGAAUGAGAGUGUGGUGAUGCAGAUGCGAUGUUUAACCCGGGGCUUCUCGAACACAGAGCUGGAGACGCUCUCCUUCUCUCUGGACGCUAUGGAGGACAUUACUGACUGUGGCUGGAUGGAGUCGCAGAUGGAGUCAGUGUGGAUGGGUGUUGCUAAAUACAACAACCUGACGGCCGAGGAGCUGGGAGCUGCAGAGAUGGUCAUGCUGAACCAGUUCAUCUGUGGCCUCAACCAGAGCGAGAUCAAACAGCUCGACAAGGAAGCCUUCAAGGAUGCUGUCGGCUCAGUGGGGGAGAGUCGGUGCCCCUAUCCGGUUGCACGCCAGUUGAAAAGUCUUGCUGUGUCAGCGUUCGGGGAGCCGAGCACCUGGAAUGAAGCACGUGUGUCUGACUUGGGCAACAUCAUGGCUGGGCUGGACAGAACUGAGUUGGCUUCUUUGAAAGAAUCUGUUUGUCCAUUUUUCAGUAAAAAUUCCAUCCCGCUCAUACCAGCUGACAACUUUGCUGGACUCUCUGCUUCUCAGCUCGAGGCUCUGGGUCCUGACAACGCUGUCAUGGUGACCCCUGAGCAACUAGCAGCUCUUGGGGACAAGCAGCGAGUCGCUCUCCAAAGAGCAGCGACUGGGUCUCAGGAGGAAACACAGAACACAGAAAACACUAGCGAGUCAGGAGUUCCAUCGCUGAGUGUCGAGGGGAUCUCUGCUUUCAUGAAGCCCUUUCUGGUUUUCCUCAUUGGCCUCCUGUUCCUGUGA
Molecule: messenger RNA, 3438 nt
Organism: Limanda limanda (common dab)
Lineage: Eukaryota; Metazoa; Chordata; Actinopteri; Pleuronectiformes; Pleuronectidae
Gene: otoa
Product: otoancorin
Exons: 28
Coding region: 1-3438 (1145 amino acids)
Biological process (GO): cell-matrix adhesion
Cellular component (GO): cell surface
Source: RefSeq, a predicted model, not a curated record